CAAACAGUGGCCUGUUUUGGAAUUUCAAACCACUUUUGGGCCGAGUCACUCGUGUCCGUGUUUUCUAACUCUUAAUUGAGCCAAGGAGGAACAUACUUGAGAUUAAAGAAUAUAUCAUGGCACACCUCCAAACAAAAAUGUCACAAAAAGUACAUUUCCAGUGAAAUAACCAUGAUCUCGACUCACUUUACGCAUCCAUUUUCUUAAGCAAAGCUCCUAUCCUGUCUCAAAAUGUUUGAAUUUGUUUGUUUCCUAUACCCGAGCAACGUAUCAUAUUUAUUUUGCUACCUUGUACCACAGUCAAGAGGCUGUGUGAUCACAUUACAGGGAAUAAGACACUAAUGCUGCAUCUCACUUGUGGCUUCCACAUUAGCAGUAUCAUUAACUGGCAAGCAGUAUUUCACAAUCAUCAUUUCAUCCAGGGAACAAAUAGGAAAACUCCUCCAACUGCCUGCCACUUUUACGUCAAAUGCCUGAUUUUAAGGGUCUUGAUGUGGAAAGGGUGAUCACCCAGCCAGUAUAAUGGCCACCACGGGCUAUGUCGGCGAGAUCCAGCCAACAGCCCCGCCACAAGGGACCGUUGUCACAUCUGGACCUCCCGAUGCCAACUCCGCCUCGGCAACCGCGCCCCAGUUCCUGGCUGAGAUUCAGACCACUGUGGUCACCCCCACCGUUGUCACCCCAACAGCCCAGACCGCAGCCACCGAUCAAGCCGCUUCCAGCGGGACUCAGAAGCCCAGUGGCGGCAGUCAAACCCAGGCCCCGGCUCCGACCCAGCCGGCGCAGACGCAUUACGUAACAGCGGAAAUCCAAGGCUCCCCCACGCCGUCUGGAAAUGGCCAAAGUGCUCCUCAGUACAUUGUUGUUACAGUGACAGCAGAGGGCUCCCUUCACUCGAGCGACAGCGUCUCCGACUCCAGCUCCCCUCCAGCUGCGGUGCAGACCGGAGUUCCCACGCAGGUCGUUCAGCAGGUCCAAACAGCCCAGCAGAGGUCGGUGGUCCAGGCCACCUCGCAGAUAGCCAAGACUGAGCCCGGCACACAGCUCAAUGUCGCCAGUCUGCAACCAGUGCAUAUCAGCCCUGAGGUUCAACAGCAGCUCGCGCCAGUACAGGUGCAACAUGUCUACACCAACCAGGUGCAGUAUGUGGAAGGAGGAGACGCCAACUACACCACCAGCACUAUUCGUUCCGGCACCUUCCCUUACACCGACACGGCCCUGUACGCUCCGAGCGCCGCCGGCCAGUAUUACGAAGGUCAGCCCACCCCGGGCUCUCAGGCCUCCACCCCCGGUACGCCUCUCACCGUCUCCGUGACCACCGGCACGACAGGAGCCGUGUCCAUGUUUGUGGCUCAGCCCGGCGGUGCGACAGGGGGCGGGACCACGGUGGUAACCGCCGGCGGUACCGCCAACGGGUCAGGGGAUGGGACAGGCGCUAAUGGCGGCGCCGCUGGAAGUUAUGUGAUCCAGGGCGGUUACAUGUUGGGCGGCAGCAGCGGCAGCGGCAGCAGCAGCAGCAGCAGCGGCGGCUCAGCCGGCAACAGUCAGAGCUACUCCCACACCGCCCGCGCCUCCCCGGCCACUGUGAGUAUAACGGAGGGCGAGGAGAGUAGCGUGCCGUCGGCAGACAAGAAGGUACAGUGGUUGCUGGACAACUACGAAACUGCCGAAGGAGUCAGUCUGCCACGUUCGACCCUCUACUGCCACUAUCUGCUGCAUUGCCAGGAGCAGAAGCUCGAGCCGGUUAACGCCGCCUCUUUCGGGAAACUCAUCCGAUCUGUUUUCAUGGGACUACGGACACGACGCCUCGGCACGCGGGGCAAUUCUAAAUACCACUACUAUGGUCUAAGAAUCAAGGCAGGCUCUUCUCUUCUCCGCCUCAUGGAAGAUCAGCAGCAUCUGGCUAUGAGGCAGCAGCCCUUCUCUCAAAAGCAGAGGUUGAAGCCUGUGCAUAAAGUGGAGGGAAUGACCAAUGGGACAGCUUCAGGAGUUGGACAGCAGCAACUUCAGCAGCAGGCUUCUGGACAGGUGGACAUCAGCACUCAGGUUCAGCAGUACCAGCAGUUCCUUGACGCAAGCAGAACACUUCCCGAGUUCCCAGAUAUCGACCUCCAGGGGAAGUCCCUGCCCGAGGGUAUUGAACUGGAUCACAUAAAGAGCUUUCAGCUGCUCUACAGAGAACACUGUGAGGCCAUACUGGACGUGAUGGUCAAUCUUCAAUUUACCCUAGUGGAGACCCUUUGGAAAAGCUUCUGGAGGUUCAGUCAGAGUCAAGCUGGAGAUGGCACACUGGCUGUUCACGAUGAAUCGGAAAAACGUCUGCCCAAGUCCUGCCUGGUGCUGCUGUGCAAGUAUGACCCGGUGCUGCGCUGGAGCCGGGACUGUGACAACAGCCUCUAUCAAGGCCUGGUGGAGAUCCUCAUCCCUGAUGUCCUCAGGCCAAUUCCCAGUGCCUUAACUCAAGCCAUCCGGAACUUUGCCAAAAGCCUGGAAAGCUGGCUGACCAACGCCAUGAUGAACAUUCCCGAGGAGAUGGUCCGCAUCAAGGUAACGUCAGCCAAUGCGUUUGCCCAGACCCUGCGUCGCUACACCAGUCUGAAUCACCUGGCCCAGGCGGCUCGCGCCGUCCUCCAAAACACGGCUCAGAUCAACCAAAUGCUCUCCGACCUCAACCGUGUCGACUUUGCCAACGUUCAGGAGCAGGCUUCGUGGGUGUGCCGCUGCGAAGACCGCGUCGUGCAACGACUGGAGCAGGACUUUAAGUUGACCCUCCAGCAGCAGAAUUCCUUGGAGCAGUGGGCUGCCUGGCUGGAUGGCGUGGUUUCCCAGGUGUUAAAACCUCACCAACACAGCGCUGCCUUCCCUAAGGCGGCCAAGCUGUUCCUGCUCAAGUGGUCCUUUUACAGUUCCAUGGUGAUUCGGGACCUCACCCUGCGGAGCGCUGCCAGUUUUGGCUCCUUUCACCUGAUUCGCCUUUUGUAUGACGAGUACAUGUACUACCUGAUAGAGCAUCGAGUAGCCCAGGCUAAAGGCGAGACCCCGAUCGCCGUCAUGGGAGAGUUUGCCAGUUUAGGACGAGGUCUAAACAUGCUGGAUGGCGAGAAAGAAGAAGAAGAGGAAGAGGAGGAGGAAAGCGAUGAGGAAAGUCAGGAGCUGUCCUUGCCCUCCGACGCCGUGGUGUUGGGUGACGAAUCUCUGGAGCCCCCCGCCAAGCUGGCCAGAACGGACCAGAGGGUUCUCUUCACCACAGGACCGCCUGAAAACUAAUCAACGUCAAAGAAGAACAAAAAGAAGACACGUGUAGAUACAGCAGCUAUUGUAAAUGUUGUGAACAGUUUUGCUACCGUCUGUCCUGCUUACUUUGUCUCUCGCUGGUUAAUGCACGCACGCGCGCACACACACACACACACACACACACACACA
Syngnathus acus (greater pipefish) is the source of this 3423-nucleotide messenger RNA. RefSeq names its product regulatory factor X, 1a (influences HLA class II expression) (gene rfx1a). Gene Ontology annotation, biological process: regulation of transcription by RNA polymerase II. The record is from RefSeq and is a predicted model, not a curated record. Lineage: Eukaryota; Metazoa; Chordata; Actinopteri; Syngnathiformes; Syngnathidae. Gene Ontology annotation, cellular component: nucleus. Gene Ontology annotation, molecular function: DNA-binding transcription factor activity, RNA polymerase II-specific; RNA polymerase II cis-regulatory region sequence-specific DNA binding. Bases 523 to 3267 code for a protein of 914 amino acids. The transcript has 18 exons.